Molecule: messenger RNA, 3769 nt
Organism: Plutella xylostella (diamondback moth)
Lineage: Eukaryota; Metazoa; Arthropoda; Insecta; Lepidoptera; Plutellidae
Product: alpha-glucosidase 2
Biological process (GO): carbohydrate metabolic process
Molecular function (GO): carbohydrate binding; hydrolase activity, hydrolyzing O-glycosyl compounds; protein binding
Source: RefSeq, a predicted model, not a curated record
UUUCUACACGAUAUUAUUUUAUUACACAUUGUGCAGUGGCGCAUGCAAACAGUGCAUGAAUGCAACAUAAAAGACACAGAUAAUAUUUAAGUUAAUCUGUACGUGUGACAAGAAAAUAUUUCAAUUUAUAACCUCAAAAUGUCAUGACAUUGUCAUUUUUCGUUUGGUUUCGGCUCUAACGGACGUGGAUCAAGCAUGUUUCUGGCAAAAAUUGCGCGGUACUGAGACCGAAUCGUGCAACGAGCGUCUCGUGCUACUUAUUUAACCAUAUUUGAUAACAAUGGCAUUAAGAACAAAUGAAUUGAAACACAUUUUGAAAGGUGUUCAAGAAAUCAGUAAAGAAGUUGAUCAUUACUUUAUUAUUUACUCGUCCGGGGAAAAGGCCAAAAUCAAUAUACUGAACAGCCAUGUUUUUAAAUACUACAUGUCGCAAAAUGGAGAGUUUCUGGAAUACCCUGAGCCCCUGGAUCCCAGUCAUGAAGCCAAAAUCAUUAAAAAGACAUUAACCGAAUACGAUCCCGUCAUUUUCGAGAGAUCUACUUUGAAAGAUAGCGAAGAGGAGUACAUUAUUAAUACAGAUAAAAUAGAAAUACGUAUUCACAAAUGCAAUGCAACAAUAACCGUCAAAGAUAAGAGGACAAACAAACUCGUCAUCCAGGAAACAAAAGCUAUCUGUUAUGAAAAUGGUGUUGCAACGCAGACUUUGUUACAAAGCCACGAUGAGUAUUACUUUGGAGGCGGUAUGCAAAAUGGUCGGUUUUCGCACAAAGGAGAAGUCAUUAAAAUUGUAAAUACGAAUAACUGGACAGACGGUGGCGUAGCCUCGCCGUGUCCCUUUAUGUGGUCAAGUUAUGGAUACGGAAUCCUUAGAAACACGUGGCAAAUUGGGAUUUACGACUUCAGAGAGAAAGAAUCGUGCCAACUGAUGCACAAAGAAGAAAGUUUGGAUGCCUACUUCUUCGUUAACUCUCAGCCUAAAGACAUUUUGAACGAUUAUUAUGAACUCACCGGUAGGCCGUUGUUGAUGCCCGAGUAUGCAUUUUACGAAGCACACCUCAAUGCAUUUAACCGCGACUUUUGGGUUAAAGUUAAAAAAAACGAACCCCGUGCGAUUCUUUUCGAAGACGGAAAGUAUUACAAGUGCUACCAACCACAAGACUUGGGGGGCCGUAAAGGUGUUUUAGAAUCCCUGAACGGUGAGAAAAAAAACUACCAAUUUUCAGCUCGAGCCAUGAUUGACCGAUAUAAACGGCACGAUAUGCCUCUGGGGUGGUUUGUCCCUAAUGAUGGUUACGGAUCAGGGUACGGCCAAACCGAUUCACUGCAAGGUGAUAUAGAUAACUUGAAAAGCUUUGCAGAAUAUGCUAGAGGACAAGGAGUCGAAGUAGGAUUGUGGACAGAGUCCAACCUUCACCCAGUGGACCCUGACCAUCCAGUGAAAGGCGACAGAGAUCUUGACAAGGAAGUGGGAGAGGCAGGAGUAGUGGCGCUUAAGGCUGAUGUAGCUUGGAUCGGCAGUGGUUACUCCUUUGGAUUGAGUGCUAUAGAAAAUGCAGCAGAGACAUUUUCCAAAGUGACAAAACACGCAGUUCGACCUAUGGUUAUAAUGGUCGAUGGGUGGGCGGGGACGCAGAGAUGUGCCGGCAUCUGGAGCGGGGAUCAAAGUGGAGGCGAAUGGGAAUACAUCCGCUUUCAUAUACCCACGUACAUUGGCACAGGAUUGUCGGGACAACCUGUUGUUGGCUCUGACAUGGACGGAAUAUACGCUGGGAAAUAUAAAACAGUGAAUGUUCGCGACUAUCAAUGGAAGACAUUUACUCCAUUACAAUUGAACAUGGACGGUUGGGGCGACAUUCAGAAAACGCCAUUUUCUUUUGACGUCGAAGCGACGAACAUAAACCGGGCCUAUUUAAAACUGAAGACUAUGUUUAUGCCCUACAACUAUUCUGUAGCACAUGCAUCGAUUCGUGGUUUGCCGAUGUUGAGAGCGAUGUUUUUAGAGUAUCCGGAAGAAAAUCUGGCUUAUACUAAAGAUUCUCAGUACCAGUUUAUGUGGGGUCCUAGUGUGCUGGUAGCUCCAGUGUACAAUGGAGAUGAAGAUAUCAAUGGUGAGUCCAUUCGCAGCGGAAUAUUUUUGCCAGAUGACACCCAAAUCUGGAUAGACUUUCUUACAGGGGAAAAAUAUCGAGGUGGCAGGGUUCUAAAUGAGAUCACAGUUCCAUUGUGGAAACUCCCGGUAUUUAUAAAAGACGGUGCGAUAUUACCGAUGACACUGCCACAUAAUAAUCCCUAUGAAAUGAAAAGGGAUCAAAGGAUUUUUCAAAUAUACCCUAACGGAGAAACUGUGUUUAAUGUUUGUGAAGAUGACGGUAUAUCAACCGAAUAUUUGGAUGGUGCGGUAGCAGUAACUAACGUUUCAGUGAAAGGUCCUUCAUCAAAUCGUGCUGGUGACUUAUUAAUAACAAUAGGCAAGACUGAAGGAUGCCAUAAAAAACAUGUAGCCACAAAAGCUACUGAACUUAGAAUCAUGGCAUCUAAUAUUGGAAACAUUAAAGUUGCUUUAAAUGGAGAAGACAUAAAGAUGGUUUCAGCUAAUACUAAGGCUGAAUACGAUGAAAAUGUGGACGUUUAUUACCUGGACGAAGCAUUUAUGGUCAACCCGUAUCUUACCGCUAAGUUGACUAAUAAAAAUCUAAGCCAAAAGUUUUUAUGCAUCAAAAUACGCAGUGUUGAUGUUACCAAAACUACUAUGCAAAUUAAAGUGAAUGAUUUUGCCAAUAUAGGCGAGGUAUUUGCGAGCAACACAGUACUGAAUGAAAAUAUUGAAAUACCGAAAAAUUUGGCGGUUGUGUAUGUAACAUCAACAUCAGUCAUGCUAACUUGGGAAGCUGUAGAAAAUGUAGUCUUCUACGAAAUAGAAAGAGAUGGCGUGAUAUUCAGCCACAUAAAACAACAUAUCGGAACAUUAUUUGACGGAUUCAAAGGUGAGACGGAUCACUGUUUCAAAAUUCGGUCACUGACGGACCAAGGCGUAUCAGAAUGGAGUUCUUACGUCAUCGGCACUACCUCAGAAGACCCUCUUAGCUACACAAUACAAGACAUUAAAGUGACUUGCAACUUGCCAUGCCAAUCUGGUGAAUCCAUUGAGAAACUGACUGAUGGUGAUUGCAAGACACUGUGGCAUACCGACUGGGGUGAGCAGGGUAAAUUCAAUCCUAAUAAAGAUGAGGCCAUCAUUUUGAAUUUCGAUUUAAAUGCCGUCUAUGCAAUAGAGAAGGUAGAAUACCAUCCAAGGGAUAACGCUGGUAAUGGAAAUUUCGAAGAAAUAGAGUAUAGAACUUCAGAGAAUGGGGCGGAUUGGAGUGAAGUAUCGGGAGUGGUUGAGUGGACAUGUGAUGCUUCCGUUAAAACUAUAGUGCUAUGUGGAAGAAGGUUUCGGUAUAUGGAGCUGAGGGUACUAAAAAGUGUUGGUAACUUUGGAUCUGGAAAGCAAAUGUAUUUCUUUAGGUCGAAGUGAUUUAACGUAUUAUAAUGUACAGAGUAUAAUUAAUUAAGUAAAUAAAUAUAAGAUAGAUGUAAUAUACAGUGUGUUGCAAUUGUGAUAUACCUACUAAUGUUCAAAACUCGUAGAACAAAAGUUAUUCAGAAUGUCCCUCUGAGUCAUCCAUCCCAUUUCGGCUUAUUAUACCAAUUUUGCAACAUCCUGUAAAUCUAAAUUAUGAAUAUCAAUUAUUAAUAACAAAUAUACAUAAUUAUGAUCAUUUUUUAA